Molecule: messenger RNA, 687 nt
Organism: Vicia faba (fava bean)
Lineage: Eukaryota; Viridiplantae; Streptophyta; Magnoliopsida; Fabales; Fabaceae
Source: the annotation of a GenBank genome assembly
AUGUCUCAGUAUCAAAACCAAUAUGGUGCUCAAACUGGUAACACCGAUGAGUAUGGAAACCCAGUGAACCAACUUGAUCAAUAUGGCAACCCUGUUAGUGGCGGUGGGUACACAGGUGAAGCCGGUAGACAACAUUUUGGAACUACCGGUCAUGGUCAUGGUCAACAACAUCGUGGAGUUGAUCAAACCACAGAGUAUGAGACCCAGACAGGUGGUGCGGGUGGUUAUGGAACCAAGCCUGAGUAUGGAAGCACCAACACAGGAAGUGGUUAUGGUACAGGAACAGGAUAUGGUGGAACUGGAACCACUGAGUAUGUGAGAGAGGAGCAUCACGGAGAUAAGAAAGGAGUUAUGGAUAAGAUUAAAGAGAAGAUCCCUGGUACUGAAGAAUCAAGAACUAAUACUGAAGGGACAGGGUAUGGAACAACAGGUUAUGGAGCUAGUGGAGGUGGCAUCGGAAACACUGGUGAACAAUAUGUGAGAGAGGAGCGUCAUGUUCAUCCUGGAAAUCAGAAACAUGGAAGCACUGGUGAAGAGUAUGUGAGAGAAGAGCAUCAUGGCAUUGGAGGCACUGGUGGUAAAGAGUAUGUGAGAGAGGAGCGUCGUGAAAAUCAUGGAGAGAAGAAAGGGAUUAUGGACAAGAUUAAGGAGAAGCUUCCUGGUACUGGAGGAUGUACUGGACACUAG